Messenger RNA from Lycium ferocissimum, 1949 nucleotides. RefSeq names its product fructan 6-exohydrolase-like. NCBI's taxonomy places the organism in Eukaryota, Viridiplantae, Streptophyta, Magnoliopsida, Solanales, Solanaceae. The record is from RefSeq and is a predicted model, not a curated record. Gene Ontology annotation, molecular function: hydrolase activity, hydrolyzing O-glycosyl compounds. Bases 214 to 1914 code for a protein of 566 amino acids. Gene Ontology annotation, biological process: carbohydrate metabolic process. The transcript is spliced from 6 exons.
UAUUCCAACUCCAACCUUGCACAUGGCAUAUUAGUUAUAAAUCAUCCACCAUGUCUCAACUAUUUCACCAGUUUUAACUUUAACAUCCACUAACGAAAACAAAGAGAAACUUAUAUAGGAGUUAGCAUGAAAGCAUCAGAAUAUAUGUUGAAAUUCUGAGGCUCUAUUUCAUACUUCAUAGCAAGGCCAAAUUCUGAUCACUUAAAUAACAGGAUGGGUUAUUUUAGUGUUUGGCUUCCAAUUUUCUUAUUCAUUUCAAUUCAGGGCUAUGGCAUUCAAUUAUUUGAAGCUUCUUCUCGUGUCAUAGAGACACCGGAUCAGAUAUACAGGACUGGUUUUCAUUUUCAACCUGCCAAGUAUUGGAUGAAUGGACCAAUGAUAUACAUGGGAAUAUACCAUUUCUUCUACCAAUACAAUCCUUACAAUGCACAAGCAGGCAACAUAGUAUGGGGCCAUUCCACGUCAUCCGAUCUCAUCAACUGGACCCCACAACCACCAGCUCUACUCCGAUCAGAACCGUACGAUUUCAAAGGCUGUUUUUCUGGUUCUACAACUCUCCUUUCAGGGACAAAACCGGCAAUUAUCUACACUGGUGUUGACUUUUCUGAUAUACAAGUCCAAAAUUUAGCUGUACCCAAAAAUUUAGCCGACCCGUUUCUUGUCGAAUGGGUCAAAUCGCCUUAUAAUCCAUUAAUUGCACCGAAUUCUGUGAAUAAAAUUGAUGGUCAGAAUUUUAGAGAUCCAACUACUGCUUGGUUAAAUCCUGAUGGAUAUUGGAGAAUGGUUGUUGGAAAUCAACAAAAUGGAACAGGAAUUGGUCUAUUGUAUAGAAGCAAAAACUUCAUUGAUUGGAUUCAGGUUGAACAUCCAUUGCAUUCAUUGGAAAAUUCAGGAAUGUGGGAAUGCCCUGAUUUUUUUCCUGUUUCAACGAUUAGUCAAAUUGGUUUAGAUACUUCCAUAAUGGGUCCAAAUGUGAAACAUGUAUUCAAGGCAAGUAAAGCAAGCAGUGAUUACUAUACAAUUGGGAUAUAUAAUCCGAAUAAGGAUAUUUUUAUCCCGGAUAAUGACUCACUGGACAUUGGAUUAGGAUUUAGAUAUGACUAUGGGAAAUUUUAUGCUUCUAAAACAUUUUUUGAUAGUGCUACUAAUAGGAGGAUAUCGUUUGGAUGGAUUAAUGAAUCAGUAAAUAAUCUUGAGAUUAAUAGUAUUAGGGGGUGGGCUGGUCUUCAAGGAAUUCCUAGAAGAAUUUGGCUACAUAAAUCUGGAAAUCAGUUGUUGCAAUGGCCAAUAGUUGAAAUUGAAAAGCUUCGAAUGAACCCAGUUGUUGAAGGUACAACAGUUCUUAUGGCUGGAUCAGUACGUGAAAUUUCUGGAGUCACUGCUACGCAGGCAGAUAUAGAAAUUUCUUUUUUAGCAAGAACGUUGGAAAACGCAGAGAAAUGGGAAGCAAAUUGGACAAAUCCACAACAAGUGUGUAGCAUAAAAGGUGCAUCAGUAAAAGGUGCGCUUGGACCAUUUGGUUUACUAGUCUUGGCAUCUGAUGACAUGCAAGAAUAUACUGCAGUUUUCUUCAGAAUUUUCAAAGGAGAUAACAAUAAUUUUAUAGUCCUCAUGUGUAGUGAUCAGAGCAGGUCUUCCUUACACUUGCCUUCUAGUGAUUAUGACAAAACCACUUAUGGAGCCUUCUUGAAUGUGGACCCUGUUCAAGAAAAAUUGUCGCUGAGGACUUUGAUUGAUCACUCAAUAGUGGAGAGCUUUGGUGGAGAAGGAAAGGCUUGCAUUACAGCUAGAGUUUACCCAACUAAUAUAGCCAUCGAUGGUCGAACCCAUUUGUAUGUCUUCAACAAUGGUUCUCAGAGUGUUGACAUCUCAAAAUUAACUGCUUGGAGCAUGAAAACAGCUCAGAUCAAUUGAAAAACAAACCUAUAUAGAUUUAUUUUCUUUGACAA